UAUCUCCUUUUGAAAAUAAUAAACAUUAAAAAAUAUUGAAAAUACAAUUUAGAAGAAAAACAAACUAAUCCAACUGUCAAUUUUUGCUCAAUGUUUAUUUUUAUUGAAUUGUGAACAGUUUUUAUUAUUCCUCAUAAGCCGUAACACAACAAAAAAUCAAUCAUGCCACAGAACGAGUAUAUGGAGAGGCACCGUAAAUUAUACGGUCGCCGGUUAGAUUAUGAACAGCGCAUGCGUAAGAAGGAAGCCCGAGAGCCUCAUCUACGUUCUGACAAGGCAAAACGACUUCGUGGUCUAAAAGCUAAACUCUAUAACAAGGAACGUCGUAAUGAGAAGAUUCAAAUGAAGAAAAAGAUCAAGGAACAUGAAGAAAAAUUACAGAAAAAGAAAGAAGAAAAACCUAAGGAAGGAGCACUUCCAGUUUAUUUACUUGACAGAGAUGUUCAGUCAAGUGCCAAAGUCCUCUCCAACAUGAUUAAACAGAAACGUAAGGAAAAAGCUGGCAAGUGGGAUGUACCUAUACCUAAGGUGCGUGCGCAAGGAGACUCGGAGGUAUUCAAGGUAUUUAGAACAGGCAAAUCCAAAAGAAAAGGAUGGAAGAGGAUGGUCACAAAAGUGUGUUAUGUUGGUGAAGGAUUUACACGUAAACCACCUAAGUUUGAAAGGUUUAUUAGACCUAUGGCUUUACGUUUCAAUAAAGCUCAUGUUACUCAUCCAGAAUUGAAAGCUACUUUCUAUCUACCUAUUAUUGGUGUAAAAAAAAAUCCUAAUUCUCCAAUGUAUACAAAUUUGGGUGUUAUAACUAAAGGUACUGUAAUAGAAGUAAACAUUAGUGAAUUAGGUCUAGUAACACAGUCUGGUAAAGUUGUUUGGGGAAAAUAUGCACAGGUUACUAACAAUCCAGAAAAUGACGGUUGUAUUAACGCUGUACUUUUGGUUUAAGUUUGUAUCUUUAUUUUUAUUUUUUUUAAUAAAAUAUAAAUUUUAUUAUUA
Messenger RNA from Sipha flava (yellow sugarcane aphid), 993 nucleotides. RefSeq names its product ribosome biogenesis protein NSA2 homolog (gene Ip259). Bases 163 to 942 code for a protein of 259 amino acids. NCBI's taxonomy places the organism in Eukaryota, Metazoa, Arthropoda, Insecta, Hemiptera, Aphididae. The transcript is spliced from 2 exons. Gene Ontology annotation, biological process: maturation of 5.8S rRNA; maturation of LSU-rRNA. The record is from RefSeq and is a predicted model, not a curated record. Gene Ontology annotation, cellular component: preribosome, large subunit precursor; nucleolus.